Molecule: messenger RNA, 990 nt
Organism: Fusarium keratoplasticum
Lineage: Eukaryota; Fungi; Ascomycota; Sordariomycetes; Hypocreales; Nectriaceae
Exons: 1
Coding region: 124-990 (288 amino acids)
Source: RefSeq, a predicted model, not a curated record
ACCUUGCUCUUUUUUAGCUCAUGCUUCUUCGAGAACUCCGAAAAAAAAAACCCUUCUAUUCAAGUCGUCUCAGAGGCCGAAGCUAUCGUCUACCAUCAGGAACCAUUCUCUAUAUUCUAUAUCAUGGUUGCAAGCACUCCUGAAUACCACAUACUCGGGAAACGAGUCCCGGUCAAUCGAUUGCGGCUCGGGACGAUUAUACCUAGCAUCCAGGUGUUGACAAGGCUCAAUCCCGGCAAAGAACCCACGAUUGACGGGAAACGGCUCGAUUACUGGCACGAUACCGUUUUCAAAGCCACUAGGGAUGAUGCGCUGAAAGGAGAAGCCGGAGUUGAACUCAAGGUUGCCGCUCUUGAAGGCGUUGGCGGCGAAGGUAAAGUCGACGGCGAACGCGGCAAUAUCGACAAGUACAGCUUCAGCGCCAUUGACACUCUCGAGUUUGAAUCCGUGCAGAAGGACUACAACGAUGCCGGCCAAGCUGAAGGAGUGCAGACCUUCUUGAAGAAGUCGAAGUAUCGCCCUGUCUUCUACAUCACAGGCAUUAAAGUUGGCAGAGUCCCAACUGACGAAGACUCUGGGCCAACAUUCGAGGCUACAAGGGUGAAGAAGCUCGGAGGAACAUUGAGCUUGGGAGUCAAUAUCCCAUCUCUUGCCUCGAUCGGGCCGAAGACAAGUGGAUCCAAGAACUUGACGAUUACUCAACAAUACAGAGAGCACAACGACCGCAUCUUCGCAAUCAGGGUUAGGAAGUUGCAGUAUAAGAAAACGGGAUUCUUUGGUCCUAGAGAGUGGGUCGACGAGCCAGCUAACGAUGGUGCUGAAAUGGUUGGCGAGGACAGAGAAGAGCAGGAGGAAGAGAAACCGGAGCUCGCUUUUGACGAAGUCGAAGAGGUUGGUCUUGAGGAAAAGGAGCUGAAGGGCUACGAGAAGAUCACAGAGACAAACAGAAGCGGUCAACAAGUUACCUACGUGGUUCCUAAGGGUUGGUGA